AUGCCCGAGGCACUUGUCAGUCUCCUUGUUGAACAAUUGGGUUCAGUAGUUUACCAUCAGACAAGUGAAGGGGUCAAACUGGUUUUGAAUGGCAAGAAGGACAUUGAAAAGUUCAGCAGCACCCUCAAACUCAUUAAGAAUGUGCUUCAUGAUGCUGAGAAGAAGCAAGUGUCGGAUCCCGGUGUUAAAGACUGGUUGGAUCAGCUCAAAGAUGUGUCGUACAAGAUGAAUGACAUGGUGGAUGCUUGGAACACUGAAAUUGGGAAACGAGAAGCUGAGAAACAAGAAAAAGAGGUACGUUUCUCAAUUCGUUGCAACUGCAUUUGUCUUGCCCGAUUGAAUAAGGUAACUCGUCGUUGUAAGAUUGGUACUGCAAAAAAAGAUCUGAACGAAGAGUUAACUAAGAUUUACAUUGACAAAAACAAGUAUAGCUUUCAAUCCACCAUGCCUACUGCUGCAGCCAAUGUUGAACAACAUAAUCCCUGA
Rosa chinensis is the source of this 486-nucleotide messenger RNA. Its product is annotated as putative disease resistance protein RGA4. NCBI's taxonomy places the organism in Eukaryota, Viridiplantae, Streptophyta, Magnoliopsida, Rosales, Rosaceae. The record is from RefSeq and is a predicted model, not a curated record. The transcript has a single exon. The coding region runs from base 1 to 486 and encodes 161 amino acids.